AUGUCUAAGUCGCCAGUUACUUGCCAUGUCCUCGACUCCUCUAUCGGAAAACCCGCCCAGGGCGUCAGUGUCCAUCUCCAAAGCUUGAACGAAGACAAUAGCAGUUUCACAUCCCUUGCAACCGGAGAAACAAAUGCGGAUGGUCGAUGCUCUGAUCUCCUCCCCCCACAACCCCUUCCCGCAGGCACAUAUAAAAUUAUAUUCAAACCAAAAGAGUACUUUGAACGUUCUGGUCGCAAGUGUUUCUACCCUUGGGUGGAGAUUGCUUUUGACCUGGAGAACCCUGCCGAACAUCAUCACAUUCCGCUCUUGAUAAGCCCUUACUCGUUCACCACUUAUCGAGGUAGCUGA
Mycena indigotica is the source of this 351-nucleotide messenger RNA. RefSeq names its product 5-hydroxyisourate hydrolase. Gene Ontology annotation, biological process: purine nucleobase metabolic process. Lineage: Eukaryota; Fungi; Basidiomycota; Agaricomycetes; Agaricales; Mycenaceae. The record is from RefSeq and is a predicted model, not a curated record. Bases 1 to 351 code for a protein of 116 amino acids. Gene Ontology annotation, molecular function: hydroxyisourate hydrolase activity. The transcript is spliced from 4 exons.